This is a messenger RNA of Alosa alosa (allis shad), 2681 nucleotides long. RefSeq names its product macrophage-expressed gene 1 protein-like. The coding region runs from base 6 to 2159 and encodes 717 amino acids. The record is from RefSeq and is a predicted model, not a curated record. Gene Ontology annotation, biological process: defense response to bacterium. The transcript has 2 exons. Lineage: Eukaryota; Metazoa; Chordata; Actinopteri; Clupeiformes; Clupeidae.
CAGACAUGGAUCUCUCAUUAGGACGUGUUCUUGUGCUUUGUGUCUUGGGUCACUGUCUUUGUCAGCCUCUCUCUCGGCCAAGCAACGGGCUUCUAGAGUGUCGAAAAACUGUGAACUCACCAGCCCUGGGAGUGUUGCCCGGUGGAGGCUGGGACAACCUACGGAACCUGGACAUGGGGCGAGUCAUGAACAUCAGUUACAGGCACUGUCACACCACUGAGGACGGGGUCUACCUCAUCCCGGACGAGGUGUUUGUCAUCCCCCAGAAGGUGAGUGGUGUGGAGACUAACUCUGAGAUCAUCUCUUCGUGGCAGAAGCAGCACAGCUCCACUGCUCUCUCCAUCAAUACAGAGGCAUCUUUCCUUUCUGUGCUGAAUGCAAAGUUCUCCAGAGACAACCAGCGCAUGAAAAUCCAUCAAGUCAUGGAAAGUUCAGUCACUUCUCGUAUACAAGUGCGCAAUCACCUCUACACAGUCAAGGCUUACCCUGACUUUGCUUUGGACUCUCGCUUUGCCCGCCAGGCAGAGGAAAUCGCAGAUGCAGUAGUAAACAACCAAACCCGCCAAGCCAUUUACCUGUCAGAGAGGCUGGUGCUGAGCUACGGCUCUCAUGUCAUAACAACCGUUGAAGCUGGUGCUUCGCUGGUGCAUGAGGACUACCUAAGAGCCUCUUAUGUUUCCAGCAGCAACACAGAAAAGUCAACAGUGUCUGCAUUAGCUGGUGCAAGCUUUUUCAGCAAACUUAAUAUUGAUGGCAAAUCCACAGGAGAGACUGUAGAAGCACGCAUGUAUGAGGGAAACAUCACAUAUUCUUUCACCCAGAGCCAUGGUGGGGCUUUGUUCUACCCAGGCAUUACGCUGCAAAAAUGGCAGGAAAGCACCGUUAACAAUCUGGUGGCUAUCGACCGGGCCGGGAUGCCGCUGCACUUCUUUCUAAACAGAGCAGCAUUUCCUCAUCUCCCAGAACCAACCGUGUUUAAGAUGGCAACGUUAGUGCGUCAGGCUGCCGAGCGCUAUUACAAAAUCAACAGCCGUCCAGGAUGUGUCAAGCCAGACUCAAAGAAUUUCAACUUCCAGGCCAAUAUAGAUGAUGGUUCUUGUGAUGGCUUGGCAACCAAUCUCAGUUUUGGAGGGGUUUACCAGCAGUGCUCUAAGCUCACACCAGAUGCAGAUCCGAUAUGUAACGACCAUGCACAGGCAAAUCCAGACACUGGAGAUUACUCAUGUCGAGAGUCAUUCAGGUCCAUUCUGUUGCAGUCAGAGGUGCAAGAGCAGGGUUACACUGAGUAUGAAUGCCAUAAAGAAAGUGUCCGAUGUUGGGUUAUUUCCACAUGUUCUAAGACAGUUUGUGGAAAUAGCUAUCAUGUCAGACGUGCUCGCAUUGACACUUUCUGGUGUUCCACUGUUAAUGACACCAUGGAGCUUUCAGGAUACCUCUUUGGGGGGCUAUAUAGCCUUUCCAGGCGGAACCCAUUAACGAAAUCCAUGAGUUGUCCUCCAAAUUUCUUCCCCCGGAAAUUGUUGGCGAGUGGGCUGAUGGUAUGUCUAAGUAAUGACUAUGAAGGAGGCAGUCAAUACUCUGUGUCUUUUGGAGGAUUUUUCAGCUGCAAAUCUGGCAACCCUCUGGCUGGUGGUCUCCAGCACUGCCCCCCACAGUUCAGCCAGCAUCUUGCAGCCAUCAGUGAUGGAUGCCAGGUUCUCUACUGCGUGCAGUCGGAUGUUUUCACAGCAGAAAAACUGCUGCCCAUCAAUUUACCUCCCUUCACAAGGCCUCCUCUGGUCAACAUGAUUGCCACCAACACUGUGGCUGUGAUGACAGAGGGAGGCAGGUCCUGGGUCAGAAUGGGAGAGACGAGGACAUGGAGACUGGCCAAGCCUGAGGACAUCAGAAGGCUCUCAGAGGAGCUGGACCCAUCUGCAAAGGUGCCCCCCUCCAGGUUGUCCACGAACAUAUUAGGGUGGCAGAUAUUCGGGGUCACUAUGGCAUGCAUCGUGCUCGCCUUAAUACUUAUAGUAAUAGUGCUGCUGGUGAGGAGAAGAAACAAACAACGAAGGACGCCUGAAUUACCGGAGAGCAGAGAGUGUCAACAAUUUAUCAACGAUGGUCAGAUUAGUGAUGGUGGGGAAGAUGACGUAGAGGUCUUCUCAGUGAGACUGUGAGGAGAGAGGGACACAAGGGAGGAAACAGUAGAGCAGGGUGUUAGGGACGCACGCAUUGUUAACAGAGCUGGUAGCGUGUGGCUGGGGAUUGUGAGUGGUUUUGUUUGCAGACAUGUGCUUCCUGUGCUUUUCAGCUGUUUUUUUUAAUUUUUUUUAUUCUGCUUGCAUGCUCAAAUCAGAUUUCCUCUCCUCUCACUGAGGUUGCAUGAAUUGCUGCGCAGUAUACUCACAAAUGACACGGUUGACCUAUAUUGUAAGCCUCCUAUUGUCAUGAUUUGAUUUUGCAUGUAACAAAAUGAUGUUGUUAUAUGAAUGAUGUACAUACAGUAUUUUCAAAUGCUGUAGACAUUCAAAGUGCUUUCUUUCAUGCCAUUUUAACGGAGAGGUUGAGUGUGGGGCAGGGGUGGGUGGUGGGAGGUGGAGUUGUUCAUUUUGAAUAGCCUUGUAUGACCUGGGAGGAAAAUACCAUUAUGGUUACUGUAUAUUUAUAUUAAGCAGCAGUGGCUGCACUUUUCCAGGGAA